CGAGCUUAUCGCCGGUUAGUAUUGUUCACCUGGCUAUUCUAUCCCAUUCGUGGACCAGCUCUAAUCGACCCAGCUAAUUGGGUCAUGUGGCUUGUACGAUGGGGAUAGAUUCAGGUAGAUAUCUCGGAGAUGUUGCCGAUGUGCGGGUUAUAUAUUGCUGAUUUCAAGAUACACCUGGUUGCGUAUCGCGAAAUCUCUCUGGCCAUACUUACUCAAUUGACAUUGCAAGUAAAAGCUCAGCUUUAAGUAAUUGCUGUACACAGAAACAUGCCAGGCCUAACAACAGAGCCCUCUUUCAAGCAUAUCACCAUCAAAGAGCUCCAUCCCACUUUUGGCGCGGAGAUAUCUGGCAUUGACUUCUCGAAGCCCGUCGACGACGAUGUUUUUCAAGAAGUCCUAGUUGCUAUUACCAAAUAUGGCGUCUGCGUCUUCCGUCAAGCUGGUCUAGAUGAUGAGCGACACGUUCAAUUUGCCAGGAAAUUCGGUGAACUCGACGAUGUGACACCCUACAUCGUAGGUGGUCGUCCGCAUAGACUUCCAUUUGUUGAGUUGUUUGAUGUUGGAAAUGUCGAUUUGGACGGAUCGGUCUUUGCGAUGGAUAAUGUCCGUAGGGAUUGGAAUAAGGGAAACUCCCUCUUCCACGUCGAUUCAAGCUUCAACCCCCGUCGGGCAGGCUACUCUCUCCUUCGCGCACACGAACUCCCUCCAAAAGGAACAGGCGGCAACACCGAAUACAUCGAUACACGCACCGCAUUCGACGAAUUACCCUCAGAUCUCAAAACGGAACUCCUUUCCAACGACUACAUCGCCGCACACUCACUCUGGCAUUCACGCAAAGUCGCCGCGCCCGAAACCUUCGCGCACAUCAACCCGGACGAUUAUCCAUAUAGCAGACAUAAGCUGGUUCAGAUGCACGAGCCUUCCGGUCGGAUGAAUCUGUAUAUUGCCGCACAUGUACAUCAUAUCGAAGGGUUAUCGGAUGAGAAGUCGAAGGAGUUGUUUACUAGGCUUUAUGAGCAUUGUAAGCAGCCAAAGUAUGUGCUCAGUGUGGAGUGGGAGAAGGAUGGGGAUUUGAUCUUGUGGGAUAAUACGUGUGUGAUGCAUAGAGCGACAGGGGGUAGUUUUGAGGGGAAGUAUAAGAGGGAUAUGAGACGGGCGACGGUUCAUGAUGGGAGUAGUACCGCUUGGGGGUUGAAUGAGAAGUCGGAUAUAAGGCAGGGGUUGCCGUAGUGGAUGAUAUUGAUGUGUUGUUUUUCUUGUAUACGGGAUGGUUACGGUCCGGAUAAUGUCUAUAUUGUGUGGGCCCUAGAUUGUAGAUUGGAACGCAUGAAACUUUUUGUU
Molecule: messenger RNA, 1341 nt
Organism: Paecilomyces variotii
Lineage: Eukaryota; Fungi; Ascomycota; Eurotiomycetes; Eurotiales; Thermoascaceae
Product: alpha-ketoglutarate-dependent 2,4-dichlorophenoxyacetate dioxygenase
Exons: 3
Coding region: 268-1230 (320 amino acids)
Molecular function (GO): oxidoreductase activity
Source: RefSeq, a predicted model, not a curated record